GUUCGAAGAUCGAAGCGGGAGGAGGCUGCCGUCGCGAAGCCGGCUGUCGUUGAUGGUUACAGAAGAAAGGAAAAUAUACCAUAGGUAGUCUGAGUCGAACAAGCACCAAACUGUUUCGCGUCGUUGUUUUAAAUAAUGACCAGCGGUAAAAAAAGACAAAUGAUUAGCAACUUUUGAAUUAGCUUGUUUGGUUUGCUGUUGUCAUGAAAGGCUCACGAGAGGCUUGCUAGCUGGUGUUAGCAGCUUAGAGGUUGAAGGAUGGACCUGACUACGUGUUUGAAGUCUCUGUUGUUGGCUAUCCAGCAGUACAGAGACGGCAGGACGGCACAAAACGCGGCGCAGCUGCAGAAACAAGUGGAGGAGGUUUCCGGCCUCAAAUGUGACCAGCUGCUGUCCUCGGGCCAGGUUUUACCCAGUGAGUGUGUGAGUGGACUGGUGGAGCUGGCUGGAAACCCCAACACCAGCCCGGCCCUGACAAGCUCCAUCAUCUCCCUACUGGCACAACUAGCCUGUGAUGAUGACAGUCGGGAGGUGCUCCACAGCAGCUACAACCUCACCAGCACCCUGGCCUCUGUCAUCCACUGCCACAGUGGCACGCCAGGAGAGCCACUGGUACUGCAGUGUUUACAGGUGCUGCAGAAAUUGACCUACAACACUCGCAUCUUCCAGUCAGCAAACUACAUCCACGAGCUCAUAGCUUUUCUCAUGACCAACAUCCAAUCUCGCAAUGACGACAUCAUCAUGCCCUGCCUCGGCCUCAUGGCCAACCUGUGUCGCGACAACCACUCAGUGCAGAGCCACAUCAAGUCUCUGGACAAUGUGAAGCCGUUUUACCGUACGCUGAUCAACUUCCUGGCUCACAACAGUCUGACUGUGGUGGUCUUCACGUUAUCCAUACUGUCCAGCCUCACUCUGAACGAGAAGGUUGGAGAGAAGCUCUUUGAUGCCAAGAACAUCCACCAGACUUUCCAGCUUGUGUUCAACAUCAUUGUGAACGGGGAUGGCACCCUGACAAGAAAAUACUCAGUUGACCUUUUGGUUGACCUGUUGAAGAACCCAAAAAUAGCAGACUUCCUCACUAGGUAUCAGCACUUCUCAGCUUGUGUGUGUCAGGUUUUGGGACUGCUGCAAUCAAAAGACCCAGACUCUGCAGCCAAGGUUUUGGAGCUCCUCCUGGCCAUGUGCAGUGUCUCAGGUCUGCGUCUGCUCCUGUGCGAGGUGGUUUUCAAACCGGCGGGAGCCAAACUCAGAGCAGCAGGCCGAAGGCAGGGGGCCGGGCUGGAUGGGGGGCGCAAGGCAGAGUCUGGGCUCGCGCUGGCGCAGUGGCUGAGCUCACCAGUGGAAGGCGCCGAAUCUUGCACCCUCCAGGCCCUGCACCUGUUGAAUGAGCUUCUGGAGGAGGCAUUGGGAGCAGAGAGUGUACCUGAAUCCGUGGUGAGCUUUGUAGAAAUGUUGCUUCCAGUCCUGUUAGGGCUGCUGAAGGGCCUUGAUCCUGCAAAGGGAGACGCUCACCUGAGAAAACACUGCCACCGCAUCACACACGUUACCAGUCUGCUGCUUAUCCUGUGCACCGAGGACUCCACCAGAUCUUUAGUGUCCCGUCAGGUGAGCGCUCACCUCUGCCUCUCACAGGUUGAAUCCCUUCUCUCAUGUUGCCAUAGCAACAACCCCCUCACCUGUCUCCCUCCGGGCUCCGACAACGAUCUCAGUCAGGUGUGUGCAGAAGCUCUGCUGAACACUCUGGAGUUAAUGAGCAAGCUGAGACAGCAGGUGAAAGACAUGGAGACCAGCUUCUACAGGAUGUUACAGGAUCAGAGGAUAGUUACUUCGCUCUCUCUGGCCCUGACAUCCCACCACAGAGAGCGUGUGCAGACUGGACUAUCUCUGUUGUUUGAAGCCGCCCCCCUCCCAGACUUCCCAUCAGUGGUUCUGGGAGAGAGUAUUGCUGCCAACAACGCCUACCGCCAGAGGGAGGCCGAGCUGUCCGUCAAACGUGUUGCGGUGCAGGAAGUCCCACCCCCCAGGACAAACACCAGUGUACUGGACUCCAGUGGUUCCAGCAGGAGUGUCCACAGCCUGGUUGAGAAGAUACAGAAUUCCCUGGAGCUGCAGGACCAGGUUAAGGACUCACAUGUGUCUGAGAUCAUCGACGUUUAUGAACAGAAGCUCUCGGCAUUUGCAUCCAAGGAGAGUCGUCUGCAGGACUUGUUGGAGGCGAAGGCUCUGGCUCUUUCUCAGGCCGACCGUCUCAUCGCUCAGUAUCGCUUCCAACGAGCUCAAGCUGAGGCCGAGGCUCGUAAGCUGGGCUGUCUGCUGAAGGACGCCGAGCGUCGGCGCGAGGAUCUGCAGGGCGAGCUGAGCAACCAGGUGCUGGAGGUGGAGCGCUCCAAGGCCGACAUGGAGGAGCUGCUGCAGCACAACGCCAGGCUGCAGCAGGACUCCGAGGAGCACCAGGCGCUCAAAGGAGCCUACAACGCCCUGCUCAACAGGCUCAGCGAGAGCGAGCGGCUGCUGAAGGAGCUGCAGACAGCUCACAUCUCUCUCACCAAACAGAGUGACUCUCUGAGGAAGAGCCACGAAGCCCUCCAGCUGCAACACGAAAAGAUGGCGUCAGUUUUGGAGGAGAGAGGGGAGGAGAUCAGAUCGCUCCGUUCAGAUCUACAGCAGAAAAACAGUGACAUAGCAGGUCUGCGUGGUGAACUGCGGGCCGAGGAGGAGAGGGGAAAGGAAAGGGAUCGAGAGAGGAGGGACCUGGAGGAGACGGUGGAUGUUUUGAGGAAGGAACUUAACAAGACGGAGCAGGCCAGGAAGGAUGCCAGCAUCAAGGCGUCGUCUCUGGAGCUGCAGAAGAGCCAGCUGGAGACGAAGCUGGAGCAGAAGGAGGACGAGCUGAACAAGCACUCGGCGAUGAUCGCCAUGAUCCACAGCCUCAGCAGCGGCAAGAUGAAGAACGACGUCAACCUGUCGCUCUGAGCGACGCACAGCUAUGGAGAUGAGUGAGGAGGGGAAAACAGAUGUUUUUAAAAAAUUUAUUAAACCCUAUGGAUCAUGAGCUUAAUUUUUAAACUUUUAUGAACUGUUUUAUACCUAAUAAAAACACAUUUAAUUAACUGUACUAAACUAAACUUGUUCUUUUUUUUUUUCUUAUGUUAAGGUCAUAUUGAAAUCUUUUUGUGUGUCCUAUUUGUGUCUGUGCUUUUACUGUUUGUUAAAUAAAUGAUGGAUUUGUA
Xiphias gladius (swordfish) is the source of this 3230-nucleotide messenger RNA. RefSeq names its product cellular inhibitor of PP2A (gene cip2a). The record is from RefSeq and is a predicted model, not a curated record. The transcript has 22 exons. The coding region runs from base 259 to 2973 and encodes 904 amino acids. NCBI's taxonomy places the organism in Eukaryota, Metazoa, Chordata, Actinopteri, Istiophoriformes, Xiphiidae.